Molecule: messenger RNA, 911 nt
Organism: Rhopalosiphum padi (bird cherry-oat aphid)
Lineage: Eukaryota; Metazoa; Arthropoda; Insecta; Hemiptera; Aphididae
Product: meiotic nuclear division protein 1 homolog
Exons: 5
Coding region: 174-791 (205 amino acids)
Biological process (GO): reciprocal meiotic recombination
Cellular component (GO): nucleus
Molecular function (GO): double-stranded DNA binding
Source: RefSeq, a predicted model, not a curated record
GACUACGACUCCCAAAGUCCCAAGUUUCAAUUCCAAUUUUAUAAUUUAUAAAGUACUUAAGUACCCACUAUCUGCACAAUAUUCAGCUGAAUUAUUUUAUUUAAUUUUUCAGUAUUAAUAAUUCUGUUUUGUAUUCAGUGAACGUUUCAGAUUAAACAAUAAUCUAAACAAAAAUGUCUAAAAGAAAACAAGUCAGUGCAGAGGAAAAACGUAUCAGGAUGUUGGAUUUAUUUCAUGAGAAGAAAGAUUUUUACCAGCUCAAAGAAUUAGAAAAAAUUGCACCAAAAGAAAAACAAAUAAUAGUACAAUCAGUAAAGGAUGUCAUUCAAAAUUUAGUGGAUGAUGGUUUAGUUGACACUGAUAAAAUAGGAACAUCAGUGUAUUUUUGGUCUUUUCCAAGUAAAGCAAAAAUGUCUAAGAAAAAUGUAUUAGAUAAUACCAAAACAAAAUUGGACGAGUAUGAAAAAAAGUUUAAACAGAACUUAGAAAUUAUCGAAAAAGAAAAAGUAGGAAAAGAGAUAACAGAUGAAAGACAAGCACUUUUGAACAAACUCAAGGCACUCAAUGAAGAAAAAUUACGUGUAGAAAGUGAACUAAAGAAGUAUGAAGAUUCCAAUCCAGUUGAUAUUGAGUGUAUGAAGAAAAGUAUCCAAGUAGCCAAGGAAGCGGGAAAUCGUUGGACAGAAAAUGUUUUUUCAGUGAAGUCGUGGUGCAAGAAGAAGUUUUUCUUAGAAGAUAGCGUCAUCGACAAACAGUUUGGGAUUCCAAGUGACUUGGACUACAUAGAAUGAUAAUGUUCAGAACAGAUCAUAUAUACUAUAUUGCUACUUACCAUGUAAUUAAUGUUCCCUUGGAGACGUGAACCAUGUUUUUCCUAUUUUUCUAAUAAUUAUUAUAAAAGUGUUAAAUAA